AUGUUUAAUGUCAGUUUCACAUUACAACGAUUGCAUGCUUCAUCGUUCACAUCUGCAGAGAUCGAAAAAUGUGUUGGACAGGCGGAUAUUCUUGAUGAAUUCUGCGAUGGGCGUCGCGGUAAACGCCAGAGCAAAUCACUGUGCCUAAAAACUAACAUGAAGGGCGAAACCCCCUUGCAUGUGGCCGCAAUCAGUGGCGAUAUGGAUCACGUGAUAAAGCUUGUUGAGGUGUUGGCUCACCCAGUCAAUGUAACAGAUGGUGCCGGAUGGCUGCCGAUCCACGAGGCCGCGUUUCAUGAUCGCACCGAAGUGGCUGUCUAUCUGUUGGAUCAUGGAGCUCGUCUGGACGAUCCUGGUUGUCCUUUGGACGCAUCUACUCCUCUGUUUGAGGCAAUUCACAAUGGAUCUCUGGCUACAGCACUAGUGUUAGUUCAGCGUGGAGCUAAUCUGUGGCACAGGUAA
This is a messenger RNA of Echinostoma caproni, 462 nucleotides long. The record is from the annotation of a GenBank genome assembly. NCBI's taxonomy places the organism in Eukaryota, Metazoa, Platyhelminthes, Trematoda, Plagiorchiida, Echinostomatidae.